Lindgomyces ingoldianus is the source of this 781-nucleotide messenger RNA. RefSeq lists its product as uncharacterized. The transcript has 3 exons. The coding region runs from base 33 to 608 and encodes 191 amino acids. Lineage: Eukaryota; Fungi; Ascomycota; Dothideomycetes; Pleosporales; Lindgomycetaceae. The record is from RefSeq and is a predicted model, not a curated record.
AUUUUAUAUUCAUCUGAGCUACAGGAAACACCAUGGCGGACACAGUCGAGGAGACGAAGCAAUCUAUCGCAGGAGAGGGACAGGCUAAUGCCAAUGCGUCGCUCGGCGGAAAGGGCAGCGCAGAGAGUUCGAAGAGAAAAACGACCAACGGCAACGCCGACGACUCUGAACCCGAACUUCAACCCCAAAAAUCGCAAUCAAGGCGCCGCCAAUCUCGUGGUCGAGGCCGAAGAGGCGUUCCCGACUCCGACGCUGAAUCAGUUGCGCGAUCUGAUGUUUCCGCGAGUGGUGGCCGACGCAACCGCCAGCGCCAGCGAAAGCAGCAAGGUGGGAAGGGGGGACCCCUAGAAGGCAUUGGCGAGAACCUCCCUGGUGGAGAGCUUGUUGGUGGUGCUACCGACAUGGUCCAAAACACCGCCGGGAAUGCUGUUGGUCAAGUCGGCAAUACUGCCGGACAGGCUUUGGGAGGGCUGACUGGUGGGGGCAGUGGUGAAGAAGAGGAUUCAAAGGGCGAGCAGCUCCGGUUGAGACUAGAGCUCAACCUGGACAUCGAGAUCCAGCUCAAGGCAAAGAUCCACGGUGACCUCACUCUAGGACUGCUCAACUAAAUGUGCUGCGACGAAUCACUGCCACGUUGUCUGCAUAGCUACAUGUUUUAUUUUUGGGGGACAAUGUUCGAUCCUGUGUAAUUUUGUUGGAGUAUCUUGGGACGGUGUACGGCUCUCACAAUGUAAUUACUACCAUUUUUGCAUAGUGCAUAGAAAAAAUUACGUGACUUGAC